Astrephomene gubernaculifera is the source of this 3865-nucleotide messenger RNA. The record is from the annotation of a GenBank genome assembly. NCBI's taxonomy places the organism in Eukaryota, Viridiplantae, Chlorophyta, Chlorophyceae, Chlamydomonadales, Astrephomenaceae.
UGUAGCCUUACCAGAUCACGUCUACUGCUGCUUCAGAGCGGUUACUAGGGCACCAGCUUAGGCAGUGUCUCGGCCCCUUGAGCUUGCUGCGACAUACAUACAUAUCACAGUUAGUCUCGUCUUAUAUAGGCGAAACGUGUUGACGGCUCACCGGCGCGUCGUGGCCUACGGUAACCUCGGUGAGCGUGGUUAGACGUUGUGCUGGAAACGGCUUUGAAGUUUGGAGAAUCUGGGCGCUUCCCUGCAUCUUCAGCUUGACUGGCGCUGGCUGUGCACGCGUCAUCUUCUUGAGGUCGCCUCUCCUUCUGCCUCAGCGCUUGCUUCAAGUGUUCCAUUGACAAAGGAGCUCCGCGAAGAACCCUUCCGGGUCACCAGCCGUCCAUGUCCCUGGACUCGAAUCCUGGUAGCAACACCGCGACUACUGCCUUGCUGUCCUCACUCCAGGAACUUAGAAGCACUAACAGCGGAGUUCUUGGGCUUGCUAUCGGCAGCAACGACGGGUUUGGGGCCAAGAGCGUUGCUGCCUGCGCCGGCUUGGCUACGGAUCUUGCCCUUCAGUUUGGCAGUUGGGGUCCUGAGGAACUCCAAACCUUUGGACUUUCAUCCUUCGGCGCCUCCAUGCCGCAGCACUUUCAGGGCUUUCCAUGUCACGGAUAUAUCGAGGCGCAGCCCUUUACCGCGACGACUGGUACAGAGUUGGGCUACGUCUGCGCGCCGGCGAUGGUGGGUGGUUUCCAGCCGCCGUCAAUUGACAACAUCUGCAGCGCCAUGAGCAAGUCUACCAGCUGUUCAGCCUCACAGUUUUCACUGUCGUUGUGUUCAGCAGCAGCAGCCGCAGCCAAUACUGCGACGCAGCCUACGUUCCUCGGAAGCAACCCAGAUGACAACGCGAGCAACGCCUCCUUUCAGAUACAGCAGCAACAGGGCUUAGCUGAAGGACAGCUAGGGGCUGUUCACUGGAGCCUGUUAGCCACAGCCGCGGAGGCCAUGGCCAUGUACCUGGCAGGUAGCAUUAGCAGCAACAGCUUUGCCAACACCAAGCCAUCGCCUCCCGCCGCCGCUUACAACGACCUCGUAGGCAGCAGCAGUUGCACCCAACAACAACUGUUGUUUCCAGCGCCCGCGGAGGCAGCAGCUGCAUCACCACCAGCACAACUGGACUCGCAGCCGCAAGCGUUCUCCGCAUACACUUCCUCCGACGGGGGCGACAUGGCCAGCAGAACCAACGGGCCUACGUCUGCUAGCGCAUUGGUGGGCGGUGACGUCAACAGCUUUGCCUCCCAUGCAUGCAGUGCGGGACUCGCAUCAUCCGGCGGAAUUCCUGACCAACCUACCUCUGGAUGCGCCUAUGAAGCAGCCAGUACCACCACUUUGCCAGCACCUACCAUCAACAACUCAGGUGCGGCUGCCACAGCUGCACCGUUCCACGCCGAGCAGCAACAACCGCAACAGCAGCAACCUGCUUUCGAACCCGUCGGUGCUGACACUAACGCCUCCGUGCUUGCUAGCAACCUAUCGUCGCAGCCCUGCAACCAGCCUGACAUCUCGUACAACUGCAACACAGGCUUCUGGUGGCAGGGCUUUUACUUCAUCAACUACGACCACCUACUUGCAUACCGCCGUUGCGCCAUCGCUUACAACUUCCACUUCUUUGGCAUCCGACCCAACUUCAAGCCGCCCUCCAACCUCCCACGGCCACGGCGCCGUGCCUCCUCGGCACCGCAACCCCGCCCGCCUACUUCUCGCCUUGCCGCCGCCGCUGCUGCUGUCAGUACUCUUGUAGCGCCUGCAGCGCCCACUGGAUCUGCCGCCACCCAAGCUGAGCUCUUACCGACAGACUCAAAAGCAGUGCCCCUACACCCUUCAGAGGCCGCUCCUGUGAGCCCUGGUGACGGCUCCGGCGUCCGCGGCCCUAGCAGCCCUGACGAGGAUGAUGAGGCAUCGUCAUCUUGCUGUGGAUCUCCGGGCGAUAGCAGCAACAGCACCAGUAGCAUCGCUAGCGGUGUGGAUGAUAGCAGCGACGACACGUCUAGUCAUGACGGACGCCGCGGUGAGAGUGCUGACUCGAACCGAUCCUCGCCCUGCUCCACAUCGAGCCCUGAUCAGCAGCAACGGGCUAAGGCUGCCGCAUUUGCGGGGCAGGAGAAGCAGGAAGUGCUGCGACCACCCUGCUGGGGACAGUGUGCGUCCGUUUCCUGCCCAGCUGCCGUUGUCCUCCCACAGCAACCGGAGUCAACCGCCUCCACGACCUCUCUCCCUGCUAAGGCCGUGGUGAAAACGCAGGAGUCAGCCGGCGUGAUCGCUUCCGCCGCAGCAACGACACGCAGCAACGUGAUGACGAACGCCUCGCCCACCAGCAGCCCUUCGUCGCCAUUCAGCUAUGUCUCCAGUUGCGCGAGUCCUAUUUUGAUGCCGCCACUGCCAUCGCUGCGCUGCCGUACGGCGAACACCGGAGGGGCUGGAAGCCCUGUUGCUAACACAGCAGGCGAUGCACUUUCCCCAGGUUACCCCGCGUCUUGCUCUCCGCCUCCCUUCUCCUUUGCGCCUGCUGCUGCCGGGAGCGGCAGCCCCACGGCCUGCGUGUCUCCCCUCUGGAUGGAACGGCAUCUGGGAGGCAUACUGGAGCGGGUAGUUGGGGAUGCGUUUUGGGGCAGCGAGGAUGAGACGGCGUGAGGGAUUCACGUGGAGGAACUGGGUAGUGAAAACAGUAGGGGGUCGUGGGCACAAUAGAGCAAUACGCGAUCGGACUCGAAAGAGAAAAUGCAAGUACCGCAAGCUGGGUACUGCAUGCGUGAUGUCUUAGCAGGGCAGGUUGAUGCUGGCUGAGCGAAGCAGGUAGCCGUUACAUAAAUUCGUUAGGUAGGUUGGGUAAGGUUGGCCUGGCACGCGUUUAUGUGGUGUAUUUGGAGGUAGACCUGGGGUCGAGGCGUGAUAACUCGAGUGCGGGGGCUUCGUAGGAACUGCAGGAUGGCUGGGGUGAAUACUUUGGCUGCGAGCAAGGUGUUAUCUGUAGGUAUGGUAUCCUGAAGUGAUCUUCCAUGACAAGCUGCUGCGCUGGGCCGUGUGGGGCCGGCGUGCUCUGGAUGUGUGUUGGCUUGAGAUGGGUUUCCAAAUGAAUUCAUGCAUUGUUACACUUACAAUGUGGAUUUGAGUACAAUUAUGUUUACCAGCUCGUUAAGCCGCAAGCAAGGUGUUCAAUGGUAUCUUUGGAAGCCCCCCAUGUGCAGCAAUCUGCUUACCAGGAUGUACAUGCCUUGACAUUUCAACCUGCUUCUUUAUCAUGGUGGUUGGGUUAUCCCAUAAGUUAUUACCCGUUGUUAGUACGCACACGGCCCGCAACUGCAACGUAUCCAGCAAAGGUGCAACCCACUGGCAUGGGAUGAAGACCCGCCACUGGUUGGUGCCAGAUCGGUUUCAGGUGGAAGCUCAUUUACUAGGUUCUUCUGUCUGAAAGGUCUGCUUUCUUCAUUCUUCGUCACGCACAUGCGAACGUUGAUGACAUGAUGAGGUUGGAUUUCAUAGCUAAUCUUCUGGACGCAGCCAAUUGAACAGUGAGCUGCGUGAUUCGGCAUGAACGAUGGUGACUCAUGCAUCGCAGAUAUGCUGCGUACUGGAACCCGGGCUUCCAGCAUGCGCGUAUUUGAACGGAUGUGAGGGGCACAGCGGAGGUAGACUACAUGUAGCCCUGGCGAAUAAUGAGGGCCAGUAAAUUUAUGCCGCCGGCAAUGCAGAUGCCUAACCACGAAGUGAAACUGUAACGCCCCCAAUUGUCCCCAGAUGUGGAAUGCAUAGACACAGGGCCGACAGGGCAAUGCACUUGACAUGUUUGUGGCAAAGCCAGACAACGUUCUGGUCAUGAAUGGAG